Molecule: messenger RNA, 1370 nt
Organism: Caenorhabditis angaria
Lineage: Eukaryota; Metazoa; Nematoda; Chromadorea; Rhabditida; Rhabditidae
Source: the annotation of a GenBank genome assembly
AUGGAUGAUUCUUAUGAAAACAUCACUAGUUAUAAAUGUGCAAAACCUUACUGUAAGUUUUUGUUGCAAAGUAUUUGAUGGGGCAAUUCAGUUUAACUUUUUCUCAAUAGAAAAAAUAGACGGGGAAUUUCGAAAAAAAACAACUUUUUCUUGAUUUUGAAAUAAAUUCGAUCAGUCAAGAUUUUCGAACUACUUAUAUAGUUGAAAAUCGUAAAUAAUUCAUCGAAAUUUCAGGUUAUCAAAAACCGGCAUAUUUCAUGACGGGUUGCAAGCAUUUUCUGUGCCAACAGUGUUGCAAUGGUUAUGGUUUUGUGAGUAGGAAAAUAAACAUCUGAUUUUGACAUGAUUUUUUCAGCAUGGUGAUGAAAAACAUCGAGGUUGUGAAAUAUGUUCAAAGUCUUCGAAUUGCGUAACAGUUGCAAAAGUUGUUGAAUGUAAGUUUUCAACGUAUUUUCAUAUUCAUUGAAUUGAAGUUAUGUUUACAGCAAUCAACAAUAAAAGAAUUAGUUUGAAGAGAACAUUGGAACAACAAAUCAAUCAACUGGAAGGAAAAACGAAUGAAUUGCAGAGAAAAACGGAUGAACUGGAAGCUAAAAAGAUCAAACUUGAUUUAUUCGAGAAAUCAAUAGAAGAUCAUUUGGAAUGUUCGGAAUGCGAUUUGACAGAAUCAGAACAAAGGUAGCAUUUGAAAUUGAAAUCCAUUCCAAACACUGAAUUUGUUCACAGAUUACAAUUAUGUGAGAAUUGCCAUGGAUUGGAAUUUGAUAAUUUGGAUGGCGCCAAGAAUUGUGCAAUUUGUUCUAGUUGCUCAAUCAAGAAACAUAUUCGCAAUGGACAUAACACUGUGGACUUUUUCCCGAUUUUUGUAAGUUUAGUGAUUUAUUAUCAGCAAAUGAAAUAUGUUUGAUUUUCAGAGAUCACUUCAUUAUGAAAACCACUCAAUCAAGAUCAAAGAAAACAUGGAGCACUUCGAAAAUUCUCGAACAGCUUUCGGCAAUGAUUCAAAUGAUUUUGUUGAUGUAAAUGAAAAAGUAAAGGAGGUAUGGUUUUCGAAAUUGCAAAAUCAGGCUGUUACUCAUUUUAAAUGUUUUUUAGCAAAUGGAUAUCUUGACUGAAAUGGUUCGAAGAAGCAAAUCAACAAAAAAUCAACAAUUAUUGAAGGAUAAAUUGAAUGAAUUUAUUGAGAAGGUUCGAGUUUUAUUCCGAAAUUAUUUACAGUCAAAAUUUAUGAAUUUCAGUCAAAUACUAUGGCGAAAACUGCGAACUUCAACUUGCAAAAACAUGUCAAAGAGAUGGGCGAUCAACUGGAAAUUAUGAAAAAAUGGAAUGAGGAUCACCAAGAUUAUGCUGAUUUAUCUAUGACCGAUUGA